AUGGUUCGCUUCUCGACUCUUGGUGCGACUUUGCUGCUCGCCUCCACUGCAGCCGCUCAAAUCAAGAAAGAAUGUGGUGACGGUCUUGGAAAAUGUCCAUCGAACAAGCCUUGUUGCUCCCAGUACGGCCAAUGUGGUGUCGGCGCAUACUGUCUUGGUGGCUGCGACCCCUUCUGGUCUAAUAAACUUGAAUCAUGCAUGCCCGCUCCCCAAUGCCAGUCUAAAACAUACAAAUUCACCGACUCUAAAUCCUCUCCAAUCCUCUCCAACACAAAAUACCUCGGUGACCCUUCGACGGCCGACUGGGUUUCUGACGGUCAACCACUGUACGCUAAUGGAGUCGUCUACCUUACUAUGGCGCCGGAAACCGUCGGUACCGUCCUUGCCUCGACAAGGUAUGUUUGGUAUGGUAAGAUCUCAGCAACCAUGAGAACUUCGAUAGGUGCUGGUGUGGUUAGCGCUUUCAUCAUGAUGAGCGAUGUCAAGGACGAAAUCGACUACGAGUGGGUUGGCGUGGACCUUCAAACAUCGCAGACCAACUACUAUUGGAACGGUAUUCCGGAUUAUACUCACUCCGGCAACAUCACCCUUGACGGUAACACAAACACCUACUCCGACUGGCACACAUAUACCAUCGACUGGACCCCGGAUUCCAUCACUUGGUCUGUCGAUGGCCAGGUCGGCCGUGUCGCUAAACGCGGCGACACCUAUAAUGCUACCACCGGCCACUUUGAAUUCCCUCAGACUCCAUCCCGUGUCCAACUUUCCCUCUGGCCUGGUGGUCUUGCUACUAACGGCCAAGGCACAAUCGACUGGGCCGGUGGUCUAAUCCAAUGGGAUACCGAUGAGAUCAAAAAGAACGGAUACUAUUACGCCAUGGUCAAAGACGUCACAGUCGAAUGUUAUAAUGCACCUAACGCCAAGGGCAACGGUAAAACUUCUUAUAAAUUUACGGAUCUAAAUAAAGUCAAUACCUCGGUUACCCUCAGCAACGAUAGAACGUGGUUGAAGUCUUUCCUCUCUACUGGUGAAGAUCAGGAUAAGGACCUACCAAAGCCUGAGACGAAGACUACAACCCAAGUUACUACCGAUGCUGCAGGUAAGGCCACCACUGUUGUUAAUACCAUCGAACCUACUGAAUCGAGUGUCGGAACUGUGCCUGGUUUGGACGGUGCCGGAUUCGACUCCGGGGACUUGAACAAAGAUGAUGGAAGCGGUGGUACUAGCGGUGGAAAUGGUGGAUCCAACACUGACGGAACUUAUGGCCCUGGCACCACUGAAUGGAGCCAGAGCUCGAAAUCCGGCCAGAACGCGGGUAGUGAUGCAACAAGACAGGUCUUUGUAUGGGGAAAUCUAGUGGGAAUGCUAGUACUUGGAGCACUUAUGGUAACUCUGUAA
This is a messenger RNA of Orbilia oligospora ATCC 24927, 1398 nucleotides long. RefSeq lists its product as uncharacterized. Gene Ontology annotation, cellular component: fungal-type cell wall. The transcript has 3 exons. Gene Ontology annotation, biological process: fungal-type cell wall organization; carbohydrate metabolic process. Bases 1 to 1398 code for a protein of 465 amino acids. Gene Ontology annotation, molecular function: glycosyltransferase activity; hydrolase activity, hydrolyzing O-glycosyl compounds; chitin binding. The record is from RefSeq and is a predicted model, not a curated record. NCBI's taxonomy places the organism in Eukaryota, Fungi, Ascomycota, Orbiliomycetes, Orbiliales, Orbiliaceae.